Molecule: messenger RNA, 2043 nt
Organism: Penicillium canariense
Lineage: Eukaryota; Fungi; Ascomycota; Eurotiomycetes; Eurotiales; Aspergillaceae
Product: putative bifunctional fatty acid transporter/acyl-CoA synthetase (FAT1)
Exons: 6
Coding region: 1-2043 (680 amino acids)
Molecular function (GO): long-chain fatty acid transmembrane transporter activity; long-chain fatty acid-CoA ligase activity
Source: RefSeq, a predicted model, not a curated record
AUGAACGGCAAAUCAAGCUCGGCCAGCUUCCGUCUGGAGCUUACCAGCGUGGGCUGUGAUCUGGAGGCGACCAUCCAGCUAGACCGCUCGCAAUUGAACAGCACCGACAAUCCCGCCACAGAGCUGCACACACACAAUGGACCUUUUUCCGAGGCCAGUGUGCCCACCGUGGCCAUUGCGUCGGCUCUGGCUGCAGGCGCGGGGGCCUAUCUAAAUGCGAAGCUUUCUCUCUCGACAGAUCUGGCAGCCCUUUCCAACGACCGCGCUUUUGGCAAGCGGCUUGCGGCGCGCAUUGCCAGCCUGGGCGAGUCCACUACUAUCUACAAGCUGCUAGAGCGGGUGGUCGAGGAGGGACAUGGUGCGGCGGAUGCACUCUGGUUUGAGCAGACAACCUGGUCAUACAGCCAAAUCAAGGAUGCGGUUGAUCGAUUUGCUGCUCUACUCCAUACGAGGGAUGUCAAGGCGGGUGAUUUCGUGGGCGUUUUCACGACCAAUUCGCCCGAGAUGGUGAUCCUCCUCUACGCGCUGUCCAAGCUGGGUGCUGUUGCCGCGAUGAUCAACACUAAUUUGCGGGACGAUACGUUCAUUCACUGUCUCAACGUCUCGGACUCGACAUCGAUUAUCUCCACCCCCGAUAUCUCACAAUUCGUUUGCGCCGAUCUACCACACUUCGCUUUCAAUCUGUCGUCCUUCAACGGUGUCUCAACCGGACCCGUCGAGCUGAUCACUGCAGCCGAUCUGCAACAAUACCCCCCAUCCGGACUGGACCCUGCUAAGCGCAGCCCUAAAGACCUGGCAGCGCUGAUCUACACAUCGGGCACGACGGGAAAACCCAAGGCCUGCGCCGUUCGGAACAUGUUGGCUAUGGUCACCUCCACUCCUCUCAGCAUAGACGCUAAGAAUCCGUGCAAGUACUACCCUCUGCGCACAUAUUCACCCCUCCCGCUUUUCCACGGCACAGCCUUCUUUACCGGAUUGUGUUACUCGGUGGGUACCGCCGGGACACUUUGCUUGAGACGCAAGUUCUCCGCUUCACAGUUUUGGAAGGACGUACACGAUUCCAAAGCCACACGUAUUCUAUACAUCGGUGAGCUGUGCCGGUACCUGCUCUCCAGCCCUCCGACACCCUACGACCGCAAUCACAACUGCAUUGCAGCGGCAGGCAACGGACUCCGUGGCGAGAUCUGGGAGAAGUUCCGUGAGCGGUUCGGUGUGCCUGAGAUACGUGAGUUCUACCGCUCCACGGAAGGAAUCGCCAGAUUCGAUAACCACGGGGUUGGCGCAUGGGGUGCUGGUAAGGUCGGUUUCUCUGGUCCCAUCCGUCGCUUCCUUGAAGAUGACACGUUCAUCGUCAAAUAUGAUCCGGAGACCGAGAUGCCCUUCCGCGAUCCUGUUACUGGGUUCUGCGUUCGUGCUCAUUUGGGCCAGGAGGGCGAGGCGAUUGGUCGUGUGCGCGAUCGUGGUCUGUUGAUUGAGUAUCUGCACAAUGAUGACGCCACUGAGAGCAAGCUGCUGCGCGAUGUCUUCCAGAAGGGAGAUCUCUUCCAACGCACGGGUGAUCUGGUUGUUCAGGAUUACUCGGGCUGGAUUAAGUUCCAGGACCGCGUUGGAGAUACCUUCCGCUGGAAGGGUGAGAAUGUCAGCGCGGGUGAGAUCCGUGAUCAUAUCUGCCGCAUUGAGGGUAUUCAUGAUGCCGUGGUAUAUGGCGUCCAGCUCGCCGGGUACGACGGCCAAGCCGGUGCCGCUGGAAUCACUCUGGAAGAGCACUCCCCGGCCUUUGAGACUGAGUUCAUUUCCAACCUAUACAAGGAGCUGCAGAAGAGAGGAGUACCCUCUUACGCCUUUCCUCGCCUGGUUAGGAUCACCGAGAAGGUCGCAACGGGAGUUACUUUUAAACAGGCCAAGGGUGACCUAGUCAAGAAGGGAUGGGAUCCCCGCAAAGACUGGGGUGGGGAUUCUUUGUACUGGUUGAACGGCACUAAGUACGAGAAAUUGGAUGACCAGAGCUGGGCGCUCAUCGAGGGUGGCAGGGCCAGGCUAUGA